CUAGAAGAAGAAGCGGCACGAGCGCGUCGAACCACGUAGCGGAUGUAAGCUAACGUUAGAUAACAGUACAAGAAGGAGAAAGCUGUGUCGUUCAGUGUAUUAGAAUAAUCAUUUUUUGAAGUAAUGUUCGAUUCUUUUCUUUUGUUUUAUAUGCGUGACGCAAACCCAACGUGACGGUGUAGCUGUGCGCGUCUCGGAUAAAGCUGUUGUGUUUCCAGCGGUAGCUAGCGGUGUUUCCUAUCGUUGCUAGUCUGACAGCUAAACUAGCUUCCGGUAUUGCCGAAGAUCACCGACGCACACCACAAGCUGGCUUCCCUGCACUGUGGCAGGAAGGACACAACGUCAGUGAUUAUGGAAGUUGACGAAAUGGAGACGAGAAUACCGGAGCUCCAGAUCUCAGACAAGACAAAGAGAGACGAAGAAAAAAUGUCAGAUUUCCCAUGCAAAUCUGUUGCCUCCACAAAUGAAACUCCCAGCAAGGAGACACACUUGAAGGACGGUUCAGACGUGCUCAAUGUAAAGAGAGCAGUGGUGGUCUUGACCCGACUCCCUGAAUAUAAGAUCAGCGCUCUGCGACCACCAACGCCUCAGCAGUUCUACAGUGAAGACGACUCCCUGAGCAGCUCUGAUUCUGAUAUGCAGUGGGAACCAGAAGAUGAUUCUUGUGAUUCAGAAUUCUCGCUUUCACAAAAUAAAAAGAGAACUGUAAAACACAUUGCUGCAUCACACACGGGCAGGAUGAACAUCAACAACAACAACCUCAAUGAACCGCCCCCUGUAAUAAUAUCAUCGGCUUUUGCCCAUUGCUCCAAUGAAACCACGAAGAGCCGACCCAAUUUGCCAGAAGAAGAGGUCAAAGUGGACAUGGUGGUCCUGGGCAGGAAGAGAUCCAUGAGAUGGCAACGUGGGAAAAUAUUAGAUAUAGUAACAAAGGAAGAUGGACGGUUGAAGUACAAAGUUAGUUUUGAAGAAAAGGGGAAAAGCCUGGUGUCUGGCCACCACAUCGCCUUUGACACCACCCCGAAGCUGGAGCAGCUGUUUGUCGGUGCUCGUGUGGUCGUCAGGUGUCAAGAUAACAAGUUCCAGUUCCGGCCGGGUGUUUUGGCAGAACUCCCCAGCAGAAAGAACCGCUUACGGUUCUUGGUCUUUUUGGAUGGUCACAUGCCGGUCUAUGUUGGCUUACCUUUAUUUCACCUGGUGUGCAGACCACUGGAAGUUGUUCUAGACGACAUUCCCGAUAGUCCUCACAAGUCCUUCAUGACGCAAUACCUGAAGGACUGGCCGUACCCUCAUUUGACCCAGUACAGGGCUGGACAGAGCCUCAAUGCCGAAUUAAAUGGAGCCCAGCAGAGGUGUCAGGUGCAAAUGCUCGACUGCAGCUUGAUGCAGGUUGUUUUUCAGAAUAAUCAACAUAAGGAGUGGAUCCAUCGAGGCUCCAUGCGACUUGAACACAUGGCAAGAUUUUUGCAAAUGAAAGGAGCGGAAGAGCACGAGAAUGAUUCGGACUGAAAGCCAACAGAAUCGUAUAAUAGAGGGACUUUGGAAUAUAAAUUAUAAAUAGAAAAAUGUAAUACAUUUUCCAUAAUAUGUGCCAUAGGACUUUUUUAGGAAAGGUUAAUAUAUACAAUGUCAGCUCAUAAUAAGAUGGUCAAAUAAUGAGUUAAGCGCACAUGAAUUAUUUAAUCCAAUAUGCUUUGCUUUGUUUUUAAAAGAAUUGUCAAGAUACAGGUAUUUGGUGGAUUGUUGCGCUUCUAACUGAAGUUGUGCACCAUUAAAACAUGGUGAGCAAGUUUUUUCCAGAAAUGUGAAUGCAUCUUAAGACCAGUUUGUAAUAUUUAGGGGAGGACUAUCCAGCAUAGUUCUCCUCCAUGUUUGGCACACAGGAGAUCAGAUGAGGCCACAUCCUACACACUGCACCUUGAAGUUUAAACAAGCAACUUUGCAUGUCGCAGACAUGCAUAUUAGCUUCUUGUUUAGUCUUUAUUUAACUUUUCUUAAAUUGUGCAUUUAAUGCAAAUAAUUGUAGUGAUAUUUGCUUUGUUGAUGUGUUCUGGGAAGCUGGAAAGACCAAGUUGGAUGUCACAGUAAAUAUUUUUGCAACAUAUUCUUCAGUUGUUUAAUUUUAUUUGGAUAUGUCCUAAUUACAUUACAUCAAAAUUAUGUUAGUGGUGCAUUCCCCCAUGUGGGGACAUCAACGAAAGGUGCUGAAAAUAUGCAGGUUAAUCAACUUCCUCAAAUAUGCUACAUUUGGAAACAAAAGAUGAAGAAAAGUUUACAUGUUUUUAUUUUAUGGCCAAUGAACUUCUCAUUCUGUGAUGGAGAUGGGGAGCUUGUUCCGCCAUGUGGAGCCAAGACGGCAAAACAUUUUGACCUUUUUCAGCAGCAAUUCUUUUCAAAGUCUCAAAUCGUUUAGUUCUGGGCCACGUUCUUAAUACAUACAAUACCGUGUACCUGUUUAUAAUGUUGAGUCAAAACGGGCAUAAUAAACAUGAACUGUUGGAAAGCC
Cyclopterus lumpus (lumpfish) is the source of this 2506-nucleotide messenger RNA. Its product is annotated as histone-lysine N-methyltransferase SETDB1-B-like. The record is from RefSeq and is a predicted model, not a curated record. NCBI's taxonomy places the organism in Eukaryota, Metazoa, Chordata, Actinopteri, Perciformes, Cyclopteridae. The transcript has 8 exons. Gene Ontology annotation, biological process: negative regulation of gene expression; heterochromatin organization. Gene Ontology annotation, cellular component: nucleus. Gene Ontology annotation, molecular function: histone H3K9 methyltransferase activity. The coding region runs from base 352 to 1509 and encodes 385 amino acids.